Messenger RNA from Neohortaea acidophila, 1060 nucleotides. RefSeq lists its product as uncharacterized. The record is from RefSeq and is a predicted model, not a curated record. The transcript has a single exon. Bases 206 to 766 code for a protein of 186 amino acids. NCBI's taxonomy places the organism in Eukaryota, Fungi, Ascomycota, Dothideomycetes, Mycosphaerellales, Teratosphaeriaceae.
GGCAUCGGACUGCCAUUCAGAGAUUUGCAGGAGCAGCGAAUCGUAAGGCGGCUAAGCGGAACGCGCUGUAAGCAUGGAGGGAGGCUCCAUCCGCAGCGGGCGGAGUCUGAACGCGUCGCAACAUGUCGUCCUCGACGUGGCUAUCAUGGCAGUACCACGAAGGUGAUGGCGAUGCGCUCUCCAAUUCUUCCGCGACUGAAGAACCAUGCCACUGGAGUCUGAUGCAGUCGUCCGCGACUCUGUCAACACUCUUCGCUUGGGAGUAGGACCCUACACCGUCUUUUUUGUCUUUUCCCAAAGAGGUAUAUGCACGAAAGAGCUUCGGAGUGGAGGAGUGAAGUGCAGCUUUCGACAGCCCCCACUCCGGCCACUCAACUUCUUCCGGGCACCGCGUAGCCUGCAGCUCCCUGAAAUGGCGAAUACGACAAACUCUCGCGGCCAAUUAACCCGGCUUGCAGCGUUCGCCUUGCGAAGUGUCGGCUUUCCAUUCGUGCCACGACAUCGGUGGUUGGCACCAAAAGCUUGGGCUGCCGGGAUGUUCGAAGUGGGCAUGCUACGAGAGGGAUCGACGCCGUAUCGUCGUCGAAAAUCGCUGUCUAGCUCGGUUGCUAACCUCGAAGCAGAGCAUGCAGAGCAACAACGGCCGUCCCGCAUUCGCAUGUGCAGGAGUGCUUCCGUCGUACAGGAGAAAAACCUUUCCUCAAAGCAGCUCGGCUAUGCCGGAGUGAUGUGCCUGCAUCGAUGGCACACAUCUUACAAAAGCUGAUCCCGGUCAAUUGCUCACCCGAUCGCUUUCGUCUGCUAGUUGGAUGGCCGUGAUACUUGCUCGUCCCGCCCCAUGGUCAUGGACAAAAUCGCAGAGAAUCAGCUACGCGUAUGCGCGGAAUGGAUCGAAGGCUUUGAGCACCCGACACCAGAAAGCGUGAUCCGACAUCGCCAUGAAGACUGCGUCCACAUCCAACGACCUCGCUCAAUGGGCAUUCCCAUCCGCAACAAUGCGCAGUACAGCAAGUAUUUCACCAAACUGCUGAUCCCGAGUCUGCACAACUUCAAGGUGCGU